ACACAGUCCCCAGAAAGGAACCACACUGCUGGUGGAGCUCUUGUGCUCUUCUAAAAGUGCAGAGCACGUUCUAGAAGAGUCUCCAACGGCUGCGAUUGGUUAGGCACCGGCACUCGCGCUCGGUGAAGCCAUACGUCACGAAAGUAACCAGGAAACCACGCGAUGUUUGGAGAGACACAAGUGCAUCUGUUGCUAUCAUUGAGUUAACUGUUUAGGUAUUAGCCGGGCAGUAGUGCUAGAUAACACUGUUAUCCAUAUCGUGGUCCGACGAAGAGAAACACUGCUAAAACUGUGGAUAUGCAGCCUGCAACAGCUAAGUGGUAUGACAGAAGGGACUCUGUCUUUGUAGAAUUCUGUGUGGAGGACAGUAAAAAUGUGCAAGUAAAGUUUGACACCUCAAAAUUUGAUUUCAGCUGUUUGAAUGGAUCAGAUAAUGUCAAACUCCAGAAUACGGUGGACCUAUUUGGGGAGAUUGACCCCAAAGCAUCCAGACACAGACGCACUGACAGAUCUGUGUUGUGUUGUAUACGAAAAGCAGAGGCAGGGAAAUCAUGGCCGCGACUUACCAAAGACAAGACAAAGUGCAACUGGCUGAGUGUGGAUUUCAAUAACUGGAAAGACUGGGAAGAUGACUCGGAUGAGGACUUGUCAAGUUUUGACAAAUUUUCAGAGAUGAUGAACAGCAUGGGAGGAGAUGAUCUACCUGAGUUAGAUGGUGCAGAGGAAGAGCAUGAAUCUGCAGACAGUGACGAUGAAAAAAUGCCUGACCUUGAGUAGAGGAAUACAGAUGCCACCUCAGUAGUAAAAAGCGAGUUAUGUGUCCAUUGAAGAGAGACUAGACAUGAGUUGGCAGUCAUGUUGGAGAAGAAACCUCACUUCUCUCUCUACGCAGUUUCCAAAGCGAAACCCUACGAGGGAGUGACCGUCAGACACAGACAGGCACAGAGAACCAUAGAGACGUACAGUGCUGUGCUUUGCUGUUCUGUUCUGCAUGGACAAUUCUGUUCAAAUGAAAAUGUUAUGUUUAUUGACUUAAAUGACUGUAAUGGGAUGUGCUGAUGUCUUACACCUUUCUCUCACUUUUUUCCCUUUUUUUUUCUUUUGGCGAUGUCAGGUUAUGUAUUGAACAUUGUGAUUUCUAACUAGAAAAUAGUUUCAAAAUGCCUAUUUUCCAAAAAGUAGAUUUUUUAAUGACAGAUUUCCCCUUUAAUGUUUGUAUUGUAAAAAUGCACUUGUUUUUUUGUUAUUUUAAAAAAGCAGUUACACCAGAAAUGGUGAUUUCUGUGUAUGCCAACACCUGCAAAUAUUUAAUAAUUUCAUUUUUUAACAUUCUUCAGCAUUUAAAGUAAACUGAUAUGCUUGUGCAAUUUACAGCUUGUAUUGAGAUUAUAGGAUAAGAGGGGCAAAACCUGCAUAUAGUAAAACCUUUACAAAUGUGCAUGUUUCUGCCAGUGUUCAAAACAUUGCACAUUUUAGCAGGUAUAAACAAAAGUGUGAUAUCUUCCAGAGGUGAGGGCAGAAAUUGUAUGUGGCCUACCAAGAUUUCCCAAAUGGUUAACAGAUUAUUACUGUUUGUCACUAGAACAAUGCUUUGGAGGCUGGUGUUAAAUGCAGCACGUGUUGAACACUUUUGGGCUUGUCUAAUUCUGUUUGAGUUUGAGUUAACGUUUCUAAUAAACAGUUUCAGACCCUUGAAUACAA
Molecule: messenger RNA, 1701 nt
Organism: Notolabrus celidotus (New Zealand spotty)
Lineage: Eukaryota; Metazoa; Chordata; Actinopteri; Labriformes; Labridae
Gene: ptges3a
Product: prostaglandin E synthase 3a (cytosolic)
Exons: 8
Coding region: 298-777 (159 amino acids)
Biological process (GO): prostaglandin biosynthetic process; telomere maintenance via telomerase; protein folding
Cellular component (GO): cytosol; nucleus
Molecular function (GO): Hsp90 protein binding; prostaglandin-E synthase activity; protein-folding chaperone binding
Source: RefSeq, a predicted model, not a curated record